Phalaenopsis equestris is the source of this 794-nucleotide messenger RNA. Its product is annotated as light-harvesting complex-like protein OHP1, chloroplastic. The coding region runs from base 46 to 492 and encodes 148 amino acids. NCBI's taxonomy places the organism in Eukaryota, Viridiplantae, Streptophyta, Magnoliopsida, Asparagales, Orchidaceae. The record is from RefSeq and is a predicted model, not a curated record. The transcript is spliced from 3 exons.
AAAAAAAAAAAAGAAAAAGAAAAAUUUGUUGCUUGUAAUCCACUCAUGCGUAUUAGCCUCUCCCCUCACUCUUUCUCAAACAUUUGUGAUUACGUGAGAGGGAGAGAGAGUGAAGUUAAAAAUAGCCAUAGAAGAGGCAGAGAGGAGAAAGAAGUGAUGGCAACCCUUGUGACCACUCCAUCUUCGCUUACAAACCUAAAGCGUCUCCAUGUUCAAGGAAAGGCGAAGUUUCGUCUUCUUCCUCCCCAAAACCGGAAGUUAAGGGAAUUCAUGGUCCGUGCAGCAAAACUCCCUUCUGGGGUGGAGAUUCCCAAGAUUGAGCCGAAGCUCACCGAGCCCUUUCUCGGAUUCACCAACACCGCUGAGAUUUGGAACUCUAGGGCUUGCAUGAUUGGCAUCGUGGGUACCUUCCUCGUUGAACUGAUUUUUCAUAGGGGAAUUCUUCAAUUGAUUGGUGUGGAUGUGGGCAAAGGGCUUAAUCUUCCUCUUUGAUGCUGCUCUUGUUAAUUUUGCAGUAUUCCUUGUGCACUUAAUCACUGAAUAAAAGUAAUAAAUGAAUAAAGCUUCAGCUCUGUUUUAUAAGAAGGUGAUGCGGAAGUUUGGUUUUGUUCUGUAACAGUUAGCAAUGGCUUUCUAUGGAACAAAAGGAUGUUUUUUUAUUAUGGUUUUCAAUUUCAGCUCAAAUUCAUUGAUUCAGGAUGCAAAUGUGGAGUAUAACGAAUACAAUAUCUUCCACAUGUUCUGCAAUUGUUUGGCUGAUUUUAACAGAAGGGGGCAUUUACAUACAUAUCACC